Molecule: messenger RNA, 2349 nt
Organism: Vanrija pseudolonga
Lineage: Eukaryota; Fungi; Basidiomycota; Tremellomycetes; Trichosporonales; Trichosporonaceae
Exons: 3
Coding region: 1-2349 (782 amino acids)
Biological process (GO): intra-Golgi vesicle-mediated transport
Cellular component (GO): TRAPPII protein complex; trans-Golgi network
Source: RefSeq, a predicted model, not a curated record
AUGGCACCACCCCCUCUCCCCUCCCCCGGCGUAGCCGCCACCGCCGACGCCCUCGAGUCGCUCUUCCACGCAGGCACGCUCGACCUCGUCGUGCCGGCGACGAGCAGCCUCCCGCCCCUGCCCGAGGGCAAGGACGAGGCCGAGCUCGGCGCGUGGUGGGCGGGGGUGCAGGCGCUCGAGGCAAGGGAUACGGCGUUUCUGGACGAGAAACUAGCCUACGCCGUCUCGCUCUCCUUCCCCGACGCCCUCUUCGACGGCGACGACAAGCCGCCCGCGCUGUCCGCGCUUCUCUCCCGCCUAGUCCUGACGGCCACGGCGGCCUUUCUCCCGCCGCUAGGCAGCCGGCCAACCUCGACCGCGACAACGCCAGCAGGCGGCCUCCGACCGCCGAACAGCGCAGGCGCGACGCCGCGCACCGCGUCCACUGUCGGCCCGCCGACUGCCCGGCCGAACGGCUUCGCGCCGUCCGCAGGGGCCGAGGGCGCGCCGCCCCUCACGCCCAACCCCAUCCCCGUUACGCGUGGCAAUGAUGAGGAGUGGGCCGGCGUCAGCGGCGUCACUGUUUGGGAGGGCGCCGUCGAGGCGCCGGAUACGGAUCCGCGGCCCGUCGUGGUGCGCACCGAGGCGGGGUGGGUUGCUGUUUGGCGGGGCGAGCUGCCGAUUGUCUACGUCCGCACGCAGAUCGCCAACCCCGUCGUCGCGCUCACGGCCUCGGCGACCCUGCGCGAGGGCAGCGGGCGCAAGCGCUCCACCGCGGCGCCGGACAACGCGUCGAUCGUGUCGUCCACCACGAUGCAGACGGAGGAGGUGGACAUUGACGAGGACGAGGAUGAGGGUGAUCUCCUGGCGGGGAUGCAGGAGAUCGACCUCCUCGGCGGGCUGGGCGGGCCCGAGCCGAUGCCUGGCUCACGGCUCGGCCCGUCGCUCCGCGACGACCUGUUCGUCCGGCUGCCAGUCCGCACACCGACGUCGAGCCCACUCGCUAUCCGGCCCCUGGCGCCCAGCACGACGCUCCGCCAGUCGUUCCGCCGCGUGCUAGCCCUUUCCCCGGGCCUGCGGGUGCGUAUGCGCACGCUGUUCUUACCGCAGAUCGUCUCGCCCUACAAGGACGCCGACGAGACGGACGACAACGGCGAGCGACGGAUCGUGCUCUGCGUCGAGAUUGAGAACAGCACCGACGCGCAGGAGCACGGGUUCGAGGUCGACGCCGUGACGGUUGAUGUUGGCGGUAAAGGCGCCAAGGCGACCGCAACGCUCGUCUGCGAGCCUGGAGCCACGCCCGAGAACGCCGCGCCGUCCGUGUUCCCGCUUCGCCUGGCCGCGUUGGAACAGUUCAACCUCCUCUACGCAGUCGAGAUUGCCUCCUCGCCCACCGGGCUGGGCGGCACCGAGCCCCUGCGGAACAAGGGCGACGAGCACCGCCCCGUGUCCAUCAUCCUCUCGGGCAGACCUUUCCGCGGCGCGCCUGCCGUUUUCCCCACCGCGCCGUUCCAGUCACGCUGGAACUGCGCGCUGGAUCUGGGACCCUUCUACGCCAGCUUGCCACCUGCACCUCCAGCCCCGCCAGCACCAGCACCGCGCCCCGUGUCGCACAGACUGAGCAAGCCGACGCCGCCGACACCAAACGUCAUUGCAGGUGACAAGCGCUUCUCCUUGUCAACGUUACUGGCUGCCGAUCCCAAGCCCGCAGAGCAACAACGCCCAGGACCGCAGCAGCGCAGAUUCGUCUCUAACCCUGUCCGCCCGAUUGCACCCACCCUCGGCAACAGGCUAGCGUCGCACCGCGGCCCACCACCAGCGCACCUGCACGUCCCGCACCAGAACGAGGGUCACGGCCUCCUCGUGUCCGUCAAGCUGCUGCCGCAGGUCGGCGAUCGCGACGGCAAGAAGGUGGGCACGGCGGGGAGUAUCCGCCCGCUGGGGACAUUCUCCAUCGAGAUCUUCGUGCACAACCGUACCGACGCGGUGCGGCGCUUCCGCCUCGCGAUCCCGUCGCGCGACCCCGUCGACGGGCGGAUCCGCGAGCUCUGGGCCCGCAAGCGGCGACGACGGGCCGACGAGGCGUCGUAUGGCGUCGACGACGCCGUCCUCGCCGCCCUGCUGCGCCAGCACGAGGCCGGCGCGGCGGCGCUCAUCCCGCUCGAGAACGACGUGCGCUGCGGCCCCCUCCUGCCUGGCGCGUCGCUCGCCGCGCGGAUCCGCUUCCUCGCGCUGCGCGAGGGCGUGCACCGUAUCGACAAGCUGCGGCUCACUGGCGCCGGGGACGAGUUUGACUUUGUCAUCUCGCCUGUUAUCGAGGUGGUGGUCGGCGCGGCUGAUACGCCCGUCGCGGCGGGCGAGGUGGAAUAG